GGAAGCGCCUCCUGCUGUUUCUUCAACCGUCAACAAACAUAAAGGAAGAUGAACCAGAGACGCAGAAACAUCAGGGUUUGAUUUGAAGUAAUCAGAGUAUUUUUAAGGGUAAUCGCAGUAAUUAAAGGCUGCAGUUUCAGAGUCUCUGAUCUCCAAACUGAGCCGAGGAGACCAAUCGAUCCUUGGUAGGAAAACUCUGCAGAUGGCUGGCUUCCUGGACAACUUCCGCUGGCCGGAGUGUGAAUGGUUUGACUGGGCGGAGAGGAGGAACGCUGUGGCCUCGGUGGUGGCUGGAGCUCUGUUUUUCACAGGCUGGUGGAUCAUGAUCGAUGCUGCAGUCAUGUAUCCGUCUCAGGAAAUGAUGAACCAUUCCUUCCAUACCUGCGGAGUCUUCUCCACCAUUGCAUUCUUCAUGAUUAAUGCUGUUUCUAACGGCCAGGUGAGAGGAGAUGCGUACGGAGAAGGCUGCUUCGGAAGGACAGGAGCUCGUCUCUGGCUCUUCGUCGGCUUCAUGAUGAUGUUUGGGUCAUUCACUGGCUCCGUCUGGAUCCUGUUCGGAGCUUACGUGGUACCAAAGAAAGACGUUGCUCCGGGUCUGGCCGUGUUCUUUCAGAACGCCUUCAUCUUCUUCAGCUCUUUGGUCUUUAAGUUCGGCCGAACGGAGAGUCUGUGGGGUUAAACGGCGAGCCGUCCUGCUGUCUUCACCUCCUUCAACCUUUUAUUCUGUUUCUCCCACUUUGUCACUGCGGUGUCUGUAAAUAGAUCUCUACUUCUAAAUAUGAGCAUGUUUAUAAUAGUUUUUGAUGAAAAUGUGAUUUUAAUGCAUCGUAUGUUUACACUGGAAUUUAAAAGGGAAUAAACUGUGGUUUUAGAGGCAGUAAAAAGCAACUUCCAGGCUUCUUUCAUAGAUUAAACAGAUUUGAUAUUUUUAAAGGACACAUAAGGAGAUUCUUAGGAGAACCGAUAAGUUCAGAACAUUGUGUGUUCUUUAAUAUCUUCAGAGCUCUAUUGGAGGUUCUGCAACCCUUUAGCUUCGGUCCUGGAUCCUGGAAGCUUUCCGUCCAGGUCGGACUGAUUUCAGUUUACUGGAUUCACAGGUUCAAUGAUUCUUGUCUGCUGCUGUCAGUAUCGUCUCUUUGGGCUAAAGUCUGAUCUGAGAUCAGUUCUCUGUUCUGAUUUUACAUGUCAUUUUACAGCCAUCAGCAUCUACAACGGCUCUUUGAGGAAACCUUCAUAAUAUGAGCUACAACAACAUUUAAUUUCCCUUUGGGAUUAAUAAAGUAUUUUUGAAUUGAAUUGAAUUGAAUGUAAAACCUAUUGAAUGUCUCUGUGUGUGGUUUAUACUAUCUCUGUGGUCCUGCUCCAAAAACCUGAGGUUCUUACCUAGACGCUGCUCUUUUAUGUCACUUUGUGGGGUAAUUUAUUAACUUAGCAUCAAAAAACACUGAAACAUUUUGACUCUAGCUGAAAUGAAAGACUUUUUUUAAUUUCAGGUUCUGUUUGGUUUUAUUUAUGUUCAUUUUUUUAACAUGUAAAUAUUCAGAUUUCUUUAUUUUGGAGCAAAUCUUCAGAAGUUGAUCUUUGGACUGUUUGCUGCUGCAGAGACUUGAGUUUUUAUCAAAUCAGCGGCGGCUGCUGUGGCCUAUACAGAACAAAAUAAUUAACCUCAGUUCUCUGUUGAUUUUAUGAUAAAAAUGGUUUUAUUAACUUUUUUUUAUCACCUGACAAACAAUCCUUUAUCUUCCUGUUAUUUCUAUGCUGGAUAUUUGUUGGAAAUGUUUUUGGUUUUAUAACCUCUGCUGACAGAAGAGUCAGUGUUCAUAAGAAGAAGCCAGUCAUUAAAGGAUUAUUCUGGAUUAUUAA
Messenger RNA from Girardinichthys multiradiatus, 1863 nucleotides. RefSeq names its product transmembrane protein 50B-like. Gene Ontology annotation, biological process: late endosome to vacuole transport via multivesicular body sorting pathway; protein targeting to vacuole. The record is from RefSeq and is a predicted model, not a curated record. Bases 203 to 679 code for a protein of 158 amino acids. The transcript has 7 exons. Lineage: Eukaryota; Metazoa; Chordata; Actinopteri; Cyprinodontiformes; Goodeidae.